AUGGACUUCACAUUGUUUGCACUGUGUCGAGCUUUGGACGUUGCAGCAAUCACUCUCUGGACUCGAAGCCGAUCCAAAUCAUGGCACCCCGAACGACGAGCACCAGCGAUCACAAAUACUGUUCGACGGCUUGCCGACCCUGGAGUCUUUGCCACAUCUGCUGCGAUCAUCAUGUGGUCCUGGUUUUAUUCCCCACACCGACUCCCUAGGGCAUACAACAUUUGGAUCUCCAAGAUAGCGGAUAUCGAUGAACGUCUCAUUCAAGCCCUUAGACUAGCUCGACAAGGAGACUUUGUGUAUGGACAUGACACAGGCCAGGCGCCCCUCCUCGAGCCUCUAUGCAAAGAGCUCGGCCUGUCCGAAGCUUUUGCAGAUCCGUCCAAAACAAUACCCAUUCCGUGCGAACUCUAUCAUUCCGGGACAGGAACGAGCUGCGAAGUCCACGCAGCGACACGUUUCUGGCGGAGUUGGAAAUUUGCUUUCGAACUUUAUCUGCCACUUCAGAUUCUGGCACGUUUCAGGAAUUUCAAGCUCAAUGUAAUUGUGGAGGUACUAAAGGCGACUGCCAGGUCCUCUUCAUUUCUCGCGGCCUUCGUUUCGUUAUUCUACUACGCGGUUUGCCUCGCCCGUACCCGACUGGGACCAAAGCUGUUGUCGCCAAAAAAAGUGACCCCUCAAAUGUUGCUUGGCCUGUGGAUGGUCCAUAUUAUUGGAGAAGCCAGGUCGAAGGCAAGAGAUAACCUUCUUUGUGGCUCCGAGAGCCCUGGCAACGGUCCUGCCACGGGUGUAUGA
Exophiala aquamarina CBS 119918 is the source of this 792-nucleotide messenger RNA. RefSeq lists its product as uncharacterized. NCBI's taxonomy places the organism in Eukaryota, Fungi, Ascomycota, Eurotiomycetes, Chaetothyriales, Herpotrichiellaceae. The coding region runs from base 1 to 792 and encodes 263 amino acids. The transcript is spliced from 2 exons. The record is from RefSeq and is a predicted model, not a curated record.